GCCCCCUGGCGGCGGGGCGGGGCGGCGCCGGGAUCGGUCCGGGCCGGCCGCACCGGGAGCCCCGCACCACAGAUCCUGCACCCCUGUGGAUCAGAUGUCUUGAAGCAUUUCUGGGCUGAGCUGGUUUUUCAGUGCCUCAGGAGCUGUGGAGCACCAGGUGUCCAUCAUGACUGACUGGGUGCUGCUGGGGAUGAUCGCGGCGCUGGUCGUGCUGCUGCUGCUCACCGUCUUCGGUUUUGUCGUCUACUCGGGGCUCUUCACCGAGGUGGUUGUGAGUGCUGGCUCCCCCCCUGUUGGCAACAUGACACUGGCCUACAAGUUCAGGGUGGGUCCGUAUGGAGAAUCCGGGCAGCUCUUCACGGAUGGCUGCAGCAUCUCCUCGAAGCUCUGCUCCAUUGGCGUGUACUAUGACAACCCUCACACGGUGUCUCCAGAGAAGUGCCGCUUUGCCAUAGGCCGCAUCCUGAGCGAGGGAGAUGAGAAGCCAUCAGAAGAGCAGAUCAAACGGUUCCAGAAGUAUGGCUUUAAGAUCUUCAGCUUCCCUGCUCCCAGCCACGUGGUCAUGGCCACCUUCCCGUUCACUACACCGUUGUCCAUCCAUCUGGCAGUCAACCGUGUCCACCCAGCCCUUGACACUUACAUCAAGGAGAGGAAGCUGUGUGCCCACCCCCGGAUCGAGAUCUACAAACAGGACCGCAUCUACUUCGUGUGUCCCCUUGCACGCCAAGGGGACUUCUAUGUGCCUGAAAUGAAAGAACUGGAGAGGAAGAGCAGGGCUGCUGCAGCUGUGGCUGAGGACGCCCAGACAGACAUCACAGGGGUCGACACCAUGAGUGAGACAAGCUCCAUCAGCAUGGAGGCCACAACUGACAGCAGAGACACCUCGGUGGCCACCUCCAUCCUGCUGCCCUUCCCAGCCAGCCGUGGCCGGGAGGAGGCAGACAACCGCAGCGAGCACAGCUACAGCGAGUCAGGAGCCAGCGGCUCCUCCUUCGAGGAGCUGGACCUGGAGGUUGCUGGGGAUGGGGAGGGAGCCCCGGGCCUGCUGUCUGAUGUGGGCUAUGCGGGCAGCCAGGAGGUCACAGACAAGUGGACCAAGGAGCCCAUUGCUGCUGAGAGAGGAGAGGAAUGAAUAGAGACCUGGCUGCCUCACCUCCCAGUGGGGUCUGAGUUACUGGGAACCAGUUGCCUUUCCCACCUCCUUCCUCUCCAGCCAAGAGAUUUUGGUUGCUGAUUCCCCCCAGGACCUGCUCUCCCUCUUUGCAGAAAGGGUGUUGGAUGGUUUUUGGGGGUGCUGGGAGGUGGAGGGGGGGGCGGAUUUCUGUGGUGCUUAGUGGCGCAGGGUUAGGUUCAGGCUGGGGGGACAGUGAAAUGCAUCUUUUUGCUGUUUGUGUGUGUCCAGCACGUUGCAGAUUCCCUGCAGGUGUCUGGGGGAUGGUGGUGGAUGUCAGAGAUGUCCCCCCUCAUCUCUGCUGGUGCCCCUCUCACCCACAGCUUCUCUCUGCUGCACCACCACGUUUUCUAGCACCAAAGAGCCAUGAGUUGGGUCAGUUGGGUUUGUUCCCCUCUUCUCUUCCCCUUGCUGAACAAUGGAAACAUCCUGUGUAAAUGUGGUCCUCCUGGCACUGCCACGGGCACUUUGGGGUCUGUAAUAAAGUGGAUGCUUUUCCUCA
Cinclus cinclus is the source of this 1673-nucleotide messenger RNA. RefSeq names its product testis expressed 264, ER-phagy receptor (gene TEX264). The coding region runs from base 167 to 1132 and encodes 321 amino acids. The record is from RefSeq and is a predicted model, not a curated record. Gene Ontology annotation, biological process: protein-DNA covalent cross-linking repair; reticulophagy. Gene Ontology annotation, cellular component: endoplasmic reticulum membrane; autophagosome membrane; nucleus. The transcript is spliced from 6 exons. NCBI's taxonomy places the organism in Eukaryota, Metazoa, Chordata, Aves, Passeriformes, Cinclidae.